AUGCAAAACAUAAUGUCUGAGGAAUUCGAAUUUAAUGGUAUAUUUCCUGAAUGUGAAGAAGAAUAUAAUAAGGCUCAAACUGCUUAUCCAUUUAGCGGUAUAUAUUUAAGUCUAAAUAAUCAUAUUGAUAGAUCGUGCAUGGAAUUUAUUAAUGAUGAUUCUAAGAAUUAUAAUUGUGAUUUAGAGGGGUUUUUUAUUCACUGUAGAUCACUUGGUCGUUACUUAUAUCACAUACAAAUCAGACGCGAAGUGGAAAAAAAAAAAAAUUGCAUAUACUUCGGUUACCUUCUAAAAAAACUACUAAGCAAUUUGAAUUGUAAAAAUAAUGAAGCUAUACAAGCUGCUUGUAAUAGAAUAAAUAAUCCUAAUAAUAAUUAUAAUAUUUGGUCUCAUGUUCAAAAUUUUCGUGAUAUAUGUAAUGAGUAUAAUAUAGACCUUGAUGAUACAUUUGAUACAUUGGUAAAACUGGAAAAUAUGGUUAAUAAGUUUGAUGAAUUGCGAAAACAUGAUAAUUCACUAUCUAUUACAGAAGCACGUAGUUCUGCGAAUGAAUUUAAAGAGAUGUUAAAGGAGUUUUCAGGAAUAAAUGUAUCAAGAGUAAACCGUUCUUUAAAUAAUUUAUUGGAUGAAUAUAAUGUGAAAUAUGAUGAGAUUAUGAAAAGAAUAAAUGAGUACGAUGCUCCUGCAAAUAGAAGUGACACUACUGCAUUACAGGGUAGUCUAGAAUUAUUAAGUGUGGUUCCUCCAGUUCCCAAUAAGGUAACCAAAGGAGAAUUCACAGAAGAAUCCAGAACUGAAUACGUUGAUUCUCAAGCAGGAUUGCACUUAGAAAAUAUGACACAAAGAAGCAAAAUACUAGGAAGAGGUAUGUGGGCAGGAAUUGCUGUAUUCAUAUUUGCAAUCUCAAUAGUAAUAUUCAUAUUAUAUAAGAAUAUAGUAUUCACACUUUUUUAUCAGUGUACUCCUAACGGAUACAAAUUAAAAUCAUGUAUACGGAAUUUAAAGAGUGUGAGAAAUAAAAGAUCUAUUGAACGUUUCUACCUAAGAGAUUCCGUUGAAAAGGAAUACAAAAAUUUUGUUGAUAAUAAAUAUGGCAUAGCAUAUAGCUCAGCACAACAUCCUCGAUAUAGUAAUAAUAAGGACUUAUAA
Plasmodium gonderi is the source of this 1149-nucleotide messenger RNA. RefSeq names its product variable surface protein. The transcript is spliced from 3 exons. The record is from RefSeq and is a predicted model, not a curated record. Bases 1 to 1149 code for a protein of 382 amino acids. Lineage: Eukaryota; Apicomplexa; Aconoidasida; Haemosporida; Plasmodiidae.